Molecule: messenger RNA, 1937 nt
Organism: Coniophora puteana RWD-64-598 SS2
Lineage: Eukaryota; Fungi; Basidiomycota; Agaricomycetes; Boletales; Coniophoraceae
Product: cytochrome P450
Exons: 12
Coding region: 57-1757 (566 amino acids)
Molecular function (GO): heme binding; monooxygenase activity; iron ion binding
Source: RefSeq, a predicted model, not a curated record
AGCAGUCAAGUCACCCCUCUUUUCCAUUCCCCCCUCUCACUGGUAGCACGUUCCCCAUGAUAUCGAAGCUCUUGGUGUCAGCCGCACUGGCAAUAGCCGGCUAUGGCCUUUGGAAACUCUCAGCGUUGGCCUACUACAUCCUCUUCUCCCCCCUGAACAAGCUUCGCGGACCAAAGAGCACGAGCUGGGUAUGGGGUAACCUGAAGGAUAUAAUUAAAGCGGACAACUCUGUCUUGCAUGAGCAAUGGGUGGAGGAGCAUGGCAAGACUUUAGCGUACAAGACGUGGUUUGGGACCCCUCGGCUCUUCACUACGGACAAGCGCGCACUUAAUCAUAUCCUCACGCAUAGCGCAGACUACCAGAAGCCCGAGCAGGUCCGAUACAGUCUAUCCCGCAUUCUUGGAGAAGGUGUUCUGUUCGUCGAAGGUGCUCAACACAAACAGCAAAGGCGAAUAAUGAAUCCAGCCUUUGGUCCCGGACAGAUACGCGCUCUUACCGAGACCUUCAACGUCAAGUCCCUUCAACUACGUGACAUUCUCCUGAAUGAGGCCGUCAAAGCCGCGAGCAACACUGGAGCGGAUGGCAAUCCAGCGUCGAUUGAUAUCACCGUUUGGCUCAGCCGUAUGACAUUGGACGUGAUCGGUCUUGCAGGCUUCAACUAUGACUUCGACGCACUGAAUGAGGAGGAUCGACCCAGCGAACUCAACACAGCCUUCAACACCAUGUUCCAGUCAUCGCAGCAAAUCACCCUAUUGGGCAUCCUCCAAGGGUGGCAUCCUAUCUUCCGGUAUAUCCCUUCUGAUCAAAGCCGCAAGAUCGCCAACGCGCAAAAGACGAUGGCUCGCAUCGGCCGCAAGCUCCUCAGCGACGCCAAAGCCGUCGUCCGCGCCGACGUCGAGAAGAACCGCAUCAGCGCCAGCAACGAAAAGACCAACGCCCAAGACACCGCCGGCAUCUCUAUCGAGAAAUCUUCGCUCAAAGGCCGCGACCUCCUCUCCCUCCUCGUCCGCGCCAACAUGGCGACUGACCUGCCCGACGCACAGCGCCUCUCGGACGAGGACGUGCUCGCGCAGGUCCCCACCUUCCUCGUCGCCGGGCACGAGACAACUUCGAACUCAGUUACGUGGGCGCUCUUCGCGCUCACGCAGGACGAGGAGGUGCAGCGCAAGCUGCGUGCGGAGCUGCGGGGGCUGGAGACGGAGAAUCCAACGAUGGAUCAACUGAACGCGCUGCCGUACCUCGAUGCGGUGGUCAGGGAGACGCUGCGGGUGCAUGCACCGGUGGCGAGCACGAUCAGGAUCGCGACGCGGGACGAUAUCAUUCCCGUUGAGGAGGGGUACGUGGAUCGGAAAGGCGUGAGACACGAUACAAUCAGAGUUCAGAAGGGCGACUCCAUGUUCAUCCCCAUCCUCGCUAUGAACAGGGCCAAGGAUAUCUGGGGCGAAGAUGCCCAUGAGUUCAGACCUGAGCGCUGGGAGUCUCCGCCUGAGGCUGCGCAGCAGAUCCCAGGUGUCUGGGCAAACCUUAUGACCUUCAUCGGUGGCCCCCGCGCGUGCAUCGGGUACCGCUUUUCCCUUGUAGAGAUGAAGGCCAUUCUAUUCGCACUCGUGCGCGCCUUUGAGUUCGACCUCGCCGUUCCGGGAGAAGACAUUGGCAAGCGCUCCGUUAUCGUCGCGCGCCCCUUCGUUAAGACCGAUCCGGGCCCGAAUCGGCAGUACCGCUUGCCGCUCAUCAUUCGGCCUCAUGUACCAGAGUAGAUCUCGAGGUGGUGCUCUUUAUGGCUGUGUCUUCCGUAGCAGGUACAGCUCAUCAUCAUUGUUGUUUAUUCAUAUUGGACUUUAUAAUCAAAUUGGAAGCCGGUCAUUGUCUUGAGUUUCGCCUCAACAUCAUUAGUUUGUCUUCGCAGAUUGUGUGCCACUUAGGGUACUACCCUCUCA